GUUUCAUUGGUACUCAGUUCAUGCUGAGAUGAGAAGUGUAUUAUUUUGAAUGUGUGAACGUGUUUCAUUCAGUUGCAAACAUGAGCUGAAUCAUUUUAUCAGCAAUUCGGUGGAAAACCUUUACGGAACCAGAUUUGGUGGAGGAAUGCGUAGCUGGAGGUGGUACCUCUCCAGAGUCAUGCGUCUCUUCCUGCGUUGGUUCCGGCUCUGCCUUCGACGAGGACGCAGGAAGCGGACCAACAGAGUACGAGACCUGUGGAACUAUGGGACGGUGCUAAUGAAGUCCCUGUACUACAACGCCCUGACCAAUUCAGACACGGUCCUCGACUGUGUCUUUGAGCCCAUCUACUGGCUGGUGGACAACAUGACCCGCUGGUUUGGAGUGGUGUUUGUGUCUCUGGUGAUCACCUUGACCAGCUCCAUCGUGAUUAUCGUGUAUCUGUGUGUUCUGCCCAUCAUCUUCAGCACGUACCCGCUUCACUGGAUCCUCUGGCACCUCUGUUACGGCCACUGGAACCUCCUCAUGCUGGUCUUCCACUACUAUAAAGCCAUCACCACGUGUCCGGGUUUCCCACCACAGGAAAAGAGUGAUAUACCAACUGUUACUAUCUGUAAAAAAUGUAUAGUUCCCAAACCAGCUAGAACUCAUCACUGCAGUAUCUGCAACCGAUGUAUUUUGAAAAUGGACCACCACUGUCCCUGGUUGAAUAACUGCGUGGGUCAUUUCAACCACCGGUACUUCUUCAGUUUCUGCAUGUUCAUGACCAUGGGCUGCAUCUACUGCAGCAUCAGUGCCAAAGACAUGUUCCUGGACGCUUAUAACGCCAUCGAGAGCUCCUAUCAGACGCCGCCUCCUUCCUUCACCCGUGAGGAGAAAAUGCUGCACAAGAGCCUGGUUUAUCUGUGGGUGUUGACGAGUUCAGUGUCGGUGGCUCUGGGAAGCCUCACACUGUGGCACGCAGUGCUAAUCACCAGAGCAGAAACCAGUGUGGAGAGACACAUCAACAACCGAGAGAGAACACGACUCAAGCUGAGGGGCAAAAUUUUCCGUAAUCCAUACCACCAUGGAAUACUGAACAAUUGGAGAAGGUUUUUUGGUGUUGAGAAGCGGAGUGACUGGCUAACGCGAGUUCUGUUGCCCUCCGCUCAUCUUCCUCAUGAGGAUGGCCUGUUAUGGGACUGUCCUGCAUACAGGAACAACACUGUGGUCAUAUGAACAGAUCAGUCCAUAUCUCAGACUCUGACUGAAGGGGCUCUGCGUCACCUCUGACCUUUACCUUUAGAAAUCAAGGACUGCUGACCUUCAGGUCGUCUUUUCAUUUUUUAUGUGUUUAUGCUACAGCGUGAGAUCCUUGUGCCGAGUUCAAAGUAGUUCUUGGUGCCAAAGACUUAAUGUAAGUGGAUUUUGGUGACAUCUGUGGAAUAUUUAUAUUUUUUUAACUUCAAAGAUUCAAAUGGCGAUCAUGACGGGAAUCUUUGAGCUGUGUCCUUUAUGAAACUGUUUUUCACCAUGUGUUUGAAUGUCUAAACAUUUCCAAAGUGGUCCGUGCAUUUUGUUGAAUUGAAGUUAGUCAAACAUUUGCUUACAUUUCCCAAUGUUUUCGAAUUAACACCCUUUUACAUAUGAAAUGCGUGUGUAGUUUGCGAUGGGCUCCAGAAGUCUGAGACUACUGGGCGAAAAAAAUUUCACAUAAAUAUGUUUUAUUCUUUACGUUUCUCAUUAUAAAAUAUUUUCCGUAAUACAAUUAACAUGUACACUCAC
Molecule: messenger RNA, 1762 nt
Organism: Pimephales promelas (fathead minnow)
Lineage: Eukaryota; Metazoa; Chordata; Actinopteri; Cypriniformes; Leuciscidae
Gene: zdhhc16b
Product: zDHHC palmitoyltransferase 16b
Molecular function (GO): palmitoyltransferase activity
Source: RefSeq, a predicted model, not a curated record